AUGGCCACCACGCCUCCGCCUGCGGCCCCGGUGCCCAUCCUCGAGCAGCUCUGCGUCACCACCGCCAUCAUCGGGCUGCUGGCCAUUGGCGGCAAAACCAUCGACUCGCUCUACGAGAUGAACACUAGCCCUGGCCGCGACACAGUCAUCCUCAACAAGGCGCUCCAGGAAGUCAAGCAGUGCCGCUCCUCGGUGCACAUUCUCUACAAGAACUUCUCCCUUCUCGAGGCUGGCCAGCUGCCCUACCCCGAUCGCGCCACCUGGAUCAGCAUCGACGACCUCAUCGCCACGCUGACCGACGCUGUCCUCGCCAUAUCCGACCUGCAAGAGGCCAUCGUGCCCAUUGAGGUUUGCGAAAACCUGUCCGCGCGAAUCGCCUCGUGCGCGCAGCAUUCCCAGAAACUGUCGAGCUUGUCCGCCAGGAUACGGUGGCAUAACCUGUCCAUGAACAUGAUGAUGACCAUCCUAAAGUGUCCUGGCGAACAAGAUGCGCAGAACAGCAGGCUCGGCCUGGAGCGACGGAUGACGAGGCUGCUCUCCUCCAACAGCGAUCUCUCCCUCCGCAUGCGCCGGCUGCGAGAUUCCUUUGGCGCGCGAUCCAUGGCCCGGCGCCCCAUCCCCAUCCCCAACUAUGCGCCCGUAGCCCAGAAUGCGCCGCGGCUACCCGCCGACCGCACAUCCUCAGCCUCGUCCAUCUCGGAAGCCUCAGCGUCAACAUCCACGUCGGGGCAGUCCGGCCAGCAGCCCACAUCCGACGGCGAUGCUAUUACUACUGCUGCCGCUGCCGCUGCUAAUGCUGCGGCUCCCCAGCCUCGGCUCUGGUCCAUCUUCUCCGGCUACAAUCUCGCCGACAUCCCCGUCCUCUCCAUGAUUCCUCUCCCAGUCCUCACCCUCGAACUCCGCGACAACGAGUUCUACACCUUUGAUUUCGCCCAGCGAGUAAGCGACGACCUCGUGGAGCUCAUGCAACUCGACCCGGGCCAGCAGGGCACCAGCAAGAUGCUGCGUGUCAUUCUCCAGAAGCCGGUCGUUGCUCUGCCGCCCGGCAGCAGCGCCGGCAUGAACACGACGCCCAAUACUACUACAGUGCCGCUGGAUGCUUCAGCCAUUGCUCCCGCGAGCACGACUCCCGCGGAGGAGCCCAUGCGGUUAAAGAAGAUGAUUAAAUUCAAGAACCCGCUCAAGCACCGCAUUCGACGGAAGACGGUCAAAUGA
Messenger RNA from Trichoderma gamsii, 1215 nucleotides. RefSeq lists its product as hypothetical. The record is from RefSeq and is a predicted model, not a curated record. The transcript has 2 exons. Lineage: Eukaryota; Fungi; Ascomycota; Sordariomycetes; Hypocreales; Hypocreaceae. Bases 1 to 1215 code for a protein of 404 amino acids.